Fusarium musae is the source of this 675-nucleotide messenger RNA. RefSeq lists its product as uncharacterized. The record is from RefSeq and is a predicted model, not a curated record. NCBI's taxonomy places the organism in Eukaryota, Fungi, Ascomycota, Sordariomycetes, Hypocreales, Nectriaceae. Gene Ontology annotation, molecular function: acyltransferase activity, transferring groups other than amino-acyl groups. The transcript has 4 exons. Bases 1 to 675 code for a protein of 224 amino acids.
AUGGGAAUUUAUAUCACCGACCUCACAGAGGCAGACAUUCCCGGGGCAGUGGAGGCAGUACAGCAAGCCUUUGUUGGAGAUCCUUAUAACGUGUGGGUUUAUGACCAAGCGAAACGGAACUUUGAAUCUCUCGCCAUUCGAAUGAGGUGGGGAAUGCGCAAUGGAAUCUUUCACGUUGCCAAAGAAGAAAACAGUGAUAAAGUGCUCGGCGUAGCGAUGUGGCUACGUCCCCAACCAGCAGAUCAGCCGCCAACAUGGAAUGACUGGUUCGAGAGCUGGAAACUUUACUUUGGACAAGUACGCAUGAAUCUGUGGUAUGGUCGAGGAGGAUUGAAUGUCAAGCGUUAUUACAUCUGGAAGGAUGCCCAAGCCAGUGCCCAAUCAGCCCUGUGGAAGGACCCUCGUGGUUACUACUUUUUAAAUAUCAUGGUUGUUGUCCCUGAGGCUCAAGGCAAAGGAGUCGGUGCCAAAUUGAUGAAAGCCGUCACUGACGAGGCUGACGCCAAAGACAUGAGAUGCUACUUGGAGUCAAGCCGCGACGUCCCCAACGUCGCCAUUUACGGGCGUCUAGGGUUCAAGUUCCAAAAGGAAAUGAUUUGUGAUGAUGAUGGCGAUGCGAUCAAGUUAUUCACGAUGAUAAGGGAACCCCAUGCUGAGCCAUCCAGCGGGAGAUAG